AUGAAUAAAAUCACUCCUCUCACGGCCAAAGAAGAAAGAGAAUUACUGAAAGCGGCUAAACCAGUAAUAACAAUUUUCCUCGCAAUCAAUAAUCUGCAAAAGGAAAUUGCCGAAAAGGAAAAUAAUACAAAAAACAAGCAGAUAGCACCAGGAGAGAUUGAAAAACUAAAAAGCGGAAGAAAAGUUGAUCGUGAAGAAUUGAAAGCCGAGGGAACUUCCUCUUUAAUAAAAGCAGUUGAAAAGUUUGAUUUAAACAGCAAAAAUAAAUUUUCUACUUAUGCUGGGUCUGGCACGAAAGAAAAAAGCGUGAUUUAUUAUGACAGUAAUUAUCAAAAUGAUGACAAGGAAAGCAAAUCCUAUUCAUUAAUGGAAACUUUACAUGAUGAUGAAAAUGCUGAGUUGACUGCCGAGCAAGUUCGCCAUCAAGAUACUACCAUCCAAAUUAACAAUUUAAUUAACGCCCUAGGGAACCGAGAAGAGAUCUUGUUAGUUCGCUUGCUCUCGAAAAUAAGCAAAAUUCUUGGCAAAUCAGAAAAUACGGCUCGUCGUUUGAAGCAAGAAGCCUUCAAAAAAUUACAAAAAUUGGCCAAGGAAAGAAACCUUCACUUUUUGAUUAGAUAA
This is a messenger RNA of Paraglomus brasilianum, 621 nucleotides long. The record is from the annotation of a GenBank genome assembly. Lineage: Eukaryota; Fungi; Glomeromycota; Glomeromycetes; Paraglomerales; Paraglomeraceae.